Molecule: messenger RNA, 1756 nt
Organism: Dermacentor andersoni
Lineage: Eukaryota; Metazoa; Arthropoda; Arachnida; Ixodida; Ixodidae
Biological process (GO): regulation of canonical NF-kappaB signal transduction
Cellular component (GO): plasma membrane signaling receptor complex; cytoplasmic side of plasma membrane
Molecular function (GO): tumor necrosis factor receptor binding
Source: RefSeq, a predicted model, not a curated record
GUAGUCUUGGCAACAGCUGAGAUUAUAUAGCGCACUGGCAAGGCUUCCAUGUUUCCGCAGAAUUGUUGGCACGGCGUUUCGCAGUCGACGUAUGCGCCGUUCCUCAUGGCUUCUCAAGGCAAGGUGUACACGCUGUGCGGUUUUACCGAGGAACUGGACUGGAGACCUUUGCAUUUCCUCGAGCCUGUUCCUGCUCACAGAAUAUGUGACGCGUGUGGCGUGCUGCCCAGAAAGACCGUUUUUCUGCCCUGUCGAGACGUGCUCUGCAUAAGCUGCUACGAACAGUGCUUACUCGACGACGGACACGCCUGUCUACUCGACGGUGACCAAUUUCUUCCAGAGGACGCUGAGUCGAGAGAAUUUCCUUUGGAAUACCUGCUGAGGCGCAAGAUCAAAUGUUGGAAUGAAGAACGCGGCUGCGACGUUGUUUUGCCUGCAUCAGAGUUGAACAAGCAUUUUUGCAAUGACUGUGAGCACCACGCUACGUCGUGCCCUAAAUGUUCAAAGCUGGUGCUGCGUAGUAAUGUGUCCGCGCAUUUACAGAGCAAAUGCCGAGACUAUGCGGGGUCUCUGACGUCCGGUGCUGUAGAAAAGUCACACAUUGACGAAAAAGCAGUGAUGAUGGCUCUGAAUGCAAGCUUAGACGUGCGAGGAGUUGAAAUUAAAGACAGGCUAGACGAAGUAAUUAGUGAUCAUAUUGUCCAAAAUGACCGGCUAAAUGAGAUUUCACAUUGCAUGAACACGGUCAAAGAAGCACUGCUACAAAGGCCAAGCGGAAAUAGUACCUUGGAUCACCUUACUUCACAAUCUACAGUUACGUUAUCUUCAGUCGAGAAAAGAUUGAUUGACCACAGCGAAGAGACACGUGUGCUUGCAGGAACCUUAACGGAUUCAAUAAAAGAGCUGAAGGAAGUGUUGCAGGACACCGCAAGGACAGUCUCCAUAAAUUGCGUAGGAAGUGUUGCUGGUAUUGGUGGAGCGAAGGACCCUGAGAAGAAAGCACAGGGCACAUUGAAUAAAGAACUGGCCUUACACACAAUAAACAUUAAUCGAUAUGAGUUCAUGGCUAAGGGAUACGAAGCAAUGAAAAACAGCGCAAAUGCUCAAGGCUUUCAUCGUUGCACGGAAGAAAAAAUAUACCUAUCUGGUUAUCACGUGUUGCCAGGAGUGUACUUCAGAAAAGAGGGAGAUCAUCUGUUUCUGCAUCCUCGUUUUCAGCUGCACAAGGGAGUGAUCGAUGAAUUUCUUCAGUGGCCUUUCAGUCAGAACAUUCGGGUGACCGUCAAGCAUCCAUCCCAAAGCAAACUGUGCCAGAAGGUGUGGAACACUAACGGUGACCUUCAGUACUUUGGAAGACCCGAAGAUACAGCCAACGAUGGCGGUUACGCCACAUCCACUUCAUUUAGCCUAAAUGAUCUGGAACGUGAAGGGUACGUCACGGAGGACAAGCUUCACGUAGUGUGGGAGCUUCUUCCGAAGCCCGUAGCAGAAUAAAUGAGGAGAAUUUUGCGUAUUUCAUUAAAUACACAUGUCGUUUUAUUUUCUGGAAACAAAUUUCGCUCUUCCAAAUGCCUUCGUUGAAAAGAAAGUAAAGCUUCGUUUUUUUCAAUAAUUUUUCAAUGUGUACUUAUCUACCCGACAUCGCUUUAGUGUGAGUUUAUAAAAUUGCCUUUCAUCUGUGUAUUGUUUCAUUCGGAACUGUUUCUGUGUGGGUGAUUCGCAGUCGGAGAUAAUUAAAAAAAUUUGUCAUGGUUGA